UCAGACGUCACAGACGCAGAGCUGGUACCGACUAAUGAUCCUCACGGUCCUGCUGCAUGAUUCGAAACUCCACGUCUUACCUUCAUAAAGACAUUCUGCCGAAAGCUUUUACUGCAGCCGUUAAGUUUCUUAUCGAUACUUGCUAAAAGAUACGUUAUUGUAAUGUAAACUGUAUCGGAAAUGCUCUACGAACCGUAUAGCUCCUAAUAAUGAUACCCUGCUCCUCGCAUUAAAACAGUGUAUGGCGCAAACGUAAAUGAAACAAACAUGUCUCCUUGCUGAGGUAACAACUGGUGGUAUUCUUUUGCGUUCAAGUUUUCAGGUGCUGUGGUGUGCCCAUGGAGAAGCCAUCAUCUUCAGGUAGAGCAGCUCUGGAGGAGAGAAAAAGCCUGGUGGAGGAUGAAGUGAUAAGAGGAGCUGAGGGUGGAGAGGUGGAUCCUCAGACCCCAAGGAAGAGCAGCUCCUCCCGCUCUUCCCGCAAGAGCUUCCGCCUGGACUAUCGGUUGGAGGAGGAAGUUACAAAGUCCUGUCGAGACAAACAUGGCCGCUGGAUCAACCCCUGGCCCACAUGGCGGUUCCCUUCCUACUCAAUGCUGCUGAGGUUCUUCUUGUUGGAUAAAAAUCACAGCAAUGUGCCAACUAAUAAAGAGGUUCUGGACAGUGAGCUCCCAGUGAUGGAACCAUACUUUGUCCAGAACCCAGACCUCUCUGACUCUGGUCCAGGUCUGAGAGUCACCUGGCUGGGUCACGCCACAGUUCUGGUUGAAAUGGAUGGACUGAAUAUUCUGACAGAUCCAAUCUUCAGCCAGAGGGCCUCACCUUUCCAGUUCAUGGGGCCCAAAAGGUACCGAGGGCCUCCCUGCACCGUGGAACAGCUGCCAAGGAUCGAUGCUGUUGUCAUCAGUCAUUCUCAUUUUGACCAUCUGGAUGCUGGAUCUGUUGCCAGCCUUAAUGCACGCUUCGGAGGGGAGCUACGCUGGUUCGUGCCCCUUGGCUUGAUGGACUGGUUGGUGAAAAUGGGCUGUGAGAAUGUGAUGGAGUUGGACUGGUGGGAGGAGAACUGUGUCCCAGGUCAUGAUGAAGUGACAUUUGUCUGUACACCAUCUCAGCAUUGGAGCAAACGCACAGCUCUGGAUGACAACAAGUCUUUAUGGGGCAGCUGGUCUAUUUUGGGUCCAGACCAUCGAUUCUUCUUUGCUGGUGAUACUGGCUACUGCGCUUCCUUCCAGGAGAUAGGAAGGCGCUUCGGACCAUUUGACCUUGCAGCAAUCCCCAUCGGAGCGUAUCUGCCCAGGGACGUUAUGCAGGGGCAGCAUGUGGAUCCAGAGGAGGCUGUUCUAAUUCACCAGGACCUUCAAGCCAAACAGUCUGUGGCCAUUCACUGGGGGACCUUUGCUCUCGCCUAUGAGUACUAUAUGGAGCCGCCGGUUCGUCUUAGAGAGGCCCUGGAGCAGAAAGGACUGAAACCAGACUCCUUCUUCACUUUGCAUCAUGGGGAGUCUCGCCUUAUAGCUUCACGGGAAGGAGAUGUCUUUGAAUGAUCCUCCACUCUGCAGUGUGCUGUGGGCUGAACUUACUGUAGAUUUGUGUCUGUAACAAAGUGAACAUUUUAUCAUAUAUAGAUGGACUCCAGUGAUUAAAGUAUGAAGUGCAUUUGUAUGCAGCUUAUUCCAACUUAAAAUUAAAAUGUUUGAUACUGUUUACAUACUGAAUGUUUGCCCUGCCAUCACAUGGUCAUUGGUGAACAGUACUACCUGGAGG
This is a messenger RNA of Seriola dumerili (greater amberjack), 1761 nucleotides long. RefSeq names its product N-acyl-phosphatidylethanolamine-hydrolyzing phospholipase D-like. Gene Ontology annotation, molecular function: N-acylphosphatidylethanolamine-specific phospholipase D activity; zinc ion binding. NCBI's taxonomy places the organism in Eukaryota, Metazoa, Chordata, Actinopteri, Carangiformes, Carangidae. Gene Ontology annotation, biological process: N-acylethanolamine metabolic process; N-acylphosphatidylethanolamine metabolic process. Bases 339 to 1541 code for a protein of 400 amino acids. The transcript has 10 exons. Gene Ontology annotation, cellular component: cytoplasm; membrane-bounded organelle. The record is from RefSeq and is a predicted model, not a curated record.